GCCUCAGCGUGGCCUCAUGAGUGGUGCCAUGUCCGUGCCCAGGAUCUGAACCAGGAAAAGCCUGGGCCGCCAACGCAGAGCGCUUGAACCCAACCACUUGGCUAUGGGGCUGGCCCCGAAAAUGCACAUUACCCUCAUAUCUCCUUUCCUUCAACUCCCACAGUAAGAAAACCCAUAUCCCCUGAAUUUACUAACCAUCCAUUGAUCUCCAUACUUGUUAGAAGCUUAGAGACAGUAUUAGACAGCAGAGAAGGAAAUUAAGUUUCAGUAGCUAUGUGCCAGGUGCUGGGGUUCUUUCACACACACUAUCCGACUUUAUCCUUGACAGCACCUUGCUAGGUUAGGUUAUUUUAACCUUCAUGGUAGAGUUGAGGAGUUCAGGUUCAGAAGAAGUUAAGUCACCUGGCUCAGAGAAGGUAAGGUUGGCUCAAACUAUUAGGAGCCCAUGACUGCCUGACCUCAUGCUCUGCUCUUUCCUCUACCCGACCAUUCCAGCUCCUUGGUUUUUACUGUUACAAAACACAUUUCCAUACAUCACUUUGAGCCUCACAACAGUAGCAGAGUGAGCAGUAGUAUCCUCAUUUUAUAAAUGAGGAUAGUGGGGUUCAGAAAUACUAAAUGACUUGCCCAAAGUGACACGGAGCUUAGCUUUUCUGACUCCAUCAUGGUGUACAUUCUGCCACGGUCAAGUUUGCCUAGCAGAGCAUGGCAUAUUUGUUAAAUGGAUGAUGAUCCAAAUUAUAGUAGGAAUCCAAAAAAUAAUUCCUGAAAUAAACUUAAUGUCACUGUCUAGAGGUCUCUAGGUUUUUUAUUCUCCAUCACCUCCCUUCUAGGCUCUGGGCUCCCCUCAGAGACUCUCUUUUCCCAGGAACUGCAUCACCUUCAAACAAGACUCAGAGGAGAAGCCACAUUUCCAAAGGCAGGUGCUGAGAUGGGGGCUUAAGAAGAAGGGUCAUCUUUUGAGAGAGAGCUGAAUGACUUAACAGUUUUUGUUCUCCCACCUCCCACCUUAGGGCUUCCUUAGGUCCUGCUGUGAGGAGGUUGUACUCAGCCUCUUCCCUGCUCCCAGGUGGCAGGACUGUGUUCUGGAGUAGACAGACUAGCGAGCCUCUGCUCUCCUGUUCUGCUCCAGGUGGCCUUGGCAGUCGUCUCACUAGCGCCCCCCUCCUUGCUCCUUCCUAGGCCCCGCCUCCUGCCUCUGGCUCGGCCCUGUAGCCCUGGACACAGUACACACAGCGCAGAGCCAUCGGCUCAAAGGCAAACAAAACGAACUGCCUGGGUUCCCGGGACUAUGGCCAGCACCUUCACACUGGGGCUGAACCCUCAGCACCCUCAUCAUAUCCCGGGGUACACUGGACACUGCCCACUAUUUCGGUUCAGCAUGGGCCAGGCCUAUGGUCAGAUUACUGGUCAUCUACUUCGGGGCUCUCCUGGCCUAGCCUGGCCCCCUGCCCAUUGCACACUUCUGCCUCCCAUUUGACCUCCAAGAUCUCCCGAGGUUCCCAGGAGAAGAAGCCUGCGUGUCAGGCAUGGGCACGAAAGGCUCAGCUCUAGCAUGAUCCCUGGGUACACAGGAUUUGUACCCCAGGCACAGUUCAUUUUUGCCAAGAACUGCAGCCAGGUGUGGGCUGAGGCUCUGCAUCAUUUUACUCAGUGGCAUGGGGGACAAGGGAGUCAAGAGCAGCUGCCAAAGGAGGCUAAGGGAGAAAAAGACAUGGGGAAAGACCAAGAGCCAACACUGGAGCCAGAGCUGGAGGCCAAGGAGGAGCCACAGCUGGGAGAGAAGGUAGAACAAGCUUCCCCCUACUCCAUGGAUGACAGAGAUCCUCGCAAGUUCUUCAUGUCAGGCUUCACUGGUUAUGUGCCCCAUGCCUGCUUCCUCUUCGGCUCCAGCUUUCCUGUGCUUACCAACCAGGCACUGCAGGAAUUUGGACAGAUGUACUCAUGGGGCAGACCUCAGAAGGAUCCCAAACAUCUCCUCCCACUUUCCAUGACUUUCCCUCAGAACCUGGGCCUUUUACCUAACUAUGGGGGCUCUGUGCCAAGGUGUAAGUUCCAGUUUGGCCACACAUCUUGGCAUCUCACCCAUGAUGCUCUGGGCCUCAGCACCCUCCAGAGGCAGCUCCUGGUGUAGGU
Equus quagga is the source of this 2136-nucleotide messenger RNA. It is a transcript of the gene CIMIP2B, whose product is annotated as family with sequence similarity 166 member B. NCBI's taxonomy places the organism in Eukaryota, Metazoa, Chordata, Mammalia, Perissodactyla, Equidae. The transcript is spliced from 6 exons. The record is from RefSeq and is a predicted model, not a curated record.